Molecule: messenger RNA, 702 nt
Organism: Eimeria tenella
Lineage: Eukaryota; Apicomplexa; Conoidasida; Eucoccidiorida; Eimeriidae
Product: 40S ribosomal protein S3, putative
Exons: 4
Coding region: 1-702 (233 amino acids)
Biological process (GO): translation
Cellular component (GO): cytosolic small ribosomal subunit; nucleus
Molecular function (GO): RNA binding; structural constituent of ribosome
Source: RefSeq, a predicted model, not a curated record
AUGGCGGCCAACACAAACAUAUCGAAGAAGCGGAAGUUCGUGAACGACGGGGUGUUUCAGGCGGAGCUGAACGAGUUCCUGUCGCGCACUCUGGCGGAAGACGGCUACUCGGGAGUGGAAGUUCGCGUGACUCCAAUUCGAACGGAAAUAAUAAUAAGAGCGACGCGGACUCGCGAGGUCUUGGGCGAGAAGGGCCGCCGCAUUCGCGAGUUGACUUCCCUCGUGCAGAAACGCUUCGGCUUCCCCCCAGACUCUGUGGAGCUCUUCGCCGAAAGAGUCGAGAACAGGGGCCUCUGCGCAAUGGCCCAGGCAGAGAGUCUUCGCUACAAACUCCUCAAGGGCCUCGCCGUCCGCAGGGCUUGCUACGGAGUGCUCAGACACAUCAUGGAGAGUGGCGCCAAGGGCUGCGAAGUGGUGGUGUCUGGUAAGCUGCGGGCUCAGCGCGCAAAAAGCAUGAAGUUCAGAGACGGAUAUAUCAUUUCCACUGGCGAGCCUCGCCAGCGCUUCGUCAGCCAGGCCAUUCGCUCCGUCCAGCUGCGCCAGGGAGUGCUGGGCGUGCGGGUGAGCAUAAUGCUGCCGUUCGACCCCGAGGGCAAAAUGGGCCCCUCGACUCCCUUGCCCGACACCAUCAUCGUCUCCGAACCCAAACCCGAACUUCCCGUUGCAGUCCAGGACCCCGAGCUCGCUUUCCCCACCAUGUGA